Mercenaria mercenaria is the source of this 2191-nucleotide messenger RNA. RefSeq lists its product as uncharacterized. Gene Ontology annotation, biological process: protein polyubiquitination; negative regulation of translation; proteasome-mediated ubiquitin-dependent protein catabolic process. The record is from RefSeq and is a predicted model, not a curated record. Lineage: Eukaryota; Metazoa; Mollusca; Bivalvia; Venerida; Veneridae. The transcript is spliced from 3 exons. The coding region runs from base 228 to 1646 and encodes 472 amino acids. Gene Ontology annotation, molecular function: ubiquitin protein ligase activity; translation repressor activity.
AGCUAUAAACCAAGUAGGUCGAUUCAAAAAGGAAGUAAACAUACAGUUUUAAAAUGGCGUCUGGUGGGUGUGAAAACACAUCAGGGGCCGUAUUCAUAAAGCAUCUUAAGUAUAAGUAUAAGAAAUUGAUUAUUUACUUAAGUAUUACUUAGUUUUCAGGCCACCAAGCAGGAUUACCAGCAGUACCGACGGAGAGAUGUAGCAUUCAUGAGACAAAAAUAGUGGACAUGUAUUGUGGUAAUCAUGAUGAUGUUGGUUGUACAACUUGCAUGGCUUUAAACCACAGGUCUUGUGCUGAUGUGCAAUCCAUUCCAGAUAUUGUCGACAGUAAAAUAAUUACGACAGAUGUUGACAAAAUACACCAAAAAUUGCAAGAAUUGGAAAUCCUGUUGGGGAAAAUCAUGAACGCUAGACAAAGACUGAUAGAAGACUUAAAGAAGUCUAAGACGAAAUCAGUAAUGACUAUAAAGGACUUUCGAAAAGACAUGGAAACAAUUCUUGAACAACUAGAAAAGGAAUCGAUUAAAGAACUAGAGAAGAAAUUCAUAGACGAAGAGUCGAAACUGCUGGAAGAGAAGAAGAAAGCAGAAACUGAAUUAGAUGGUCUGAAACAAGCAAUGAACGAUUUGAAGAAAUCAGAAGGAAACAAAGCUCAACAAUUUGUCUCCAUGAAAAUGUCAUUGAAAAGUAUUGCUGAAACGGAAGACGUUUCUCGUUCAUUGCAAACAAGUAUUGAUGCAGAUAUAUCCUUUAGCUUUGAUCCUGCUAUACUGGAGUUUCUACAGCAGUUGAAAACUUUUGGAUCGGUCCGACAUGAUUCUGCCACUGCUUUAAGACCGCUAAGGACAACCGUCUAUUCUGUUAAAAGAAUCGAGAAUUUAAACAUCAGAGGUCAGAAUGACAAGGAAACAUGUAGUGUGUAUGGGUCCUGUCUUACAGAAGAUGGUUCACUUCUGUUAGCUGAUAAUACUAAUAAUAAGAUUAAACGUGCGGAUGUGGUAAAAAUGUCAGUUACAGAUUAUUGUUGUGUUCCUGCUGGACCUUAUGGCGUUUGUUGUACAAGUAAAACCGAAACUGCAGUCUGUUUGAACAAUAAUACAAUUCAGUUUGUUAUUCUUGGAAAACAAAUGACAACCACUCGUCAGAUACAAACGAACCACUAUUGCUUUGGCAUUGCACAUAAGGAUGACAAACUAUACAUAACUGACAACUACCAGUCGUUAUACAUACAUGAUAUGACAGGCAACGUGCUGCAGACGGUGACUCAAAACAACGCCGGGCAAAGCCUGUUCUCAAACAGUCGAAAUGUUGCAUUCAGUUAUCUUUAUGAUAAAGUGUUUGUUGCUAGUUGUAAUAAAGGUCUUGUUAUCAUUGAUGGACAGGGAAACCACUGUCAGAACUUCACUGAUUGUGAAUUAAGCGUAGCGUCUGGGGUUUGUACAGAUCAUAGAGGAAAUCUGUUUGUAUCCGGAUUUAGUUCAAAUAACGUGAUACAGAUAGGGAGAGAUGGAAAGAAACUGGGCGUGGUCGCGAAUUCAUCAAACGGACUGAAGUGUCCGUUAUCACUUUGUUUUGACACGAGACAAUGCAAAUUAGUUAUUUCUCAAGAAAGCAGUAAUGUUGUAAAAAUAAUUCAUUUGCAAUGAAAAUACUUGGUUACUGUUUGAUGUAUUGAUGUUUUUGCAUGCCAUUCUUUUCUGUGCUAUAUAUUGAUUAAUGUUUCAGAUUUGUUUAAAACUAAACUGAAUGACAGACCUUUUCUUACUUCAAGAUUUAUUGCUCAAAUACUGUCCUAUGAUUGAGGAUGAUAAACCGAUACAAUACAUAUGUAGAUAUAUCAUAACGCGAUGCUAAACUCAAUUUUGCGAUCAUUAGAAUAUGUCAUAUUUGUACCACCGACAAAAGUUGUUUUUUCACUCCAUCUAUGUGCCCGCUUACCAAAAUGAUUCAGGUUUUAUUUGCGAGGUUAAUAUUAGAGGAAUAGAUCCAAGAUAUAAUUCUCUUACUUUAUUCACUCAGGCAAUGAAAAAGAUAUUUCAAUAAAAUAUUUGCGAAAGUCCAUUUUUUCGAAACAUGAGAAUGAAACCUUUCACCAUCAAUAUCUAAAUGGGUUUAACAGUGCAUCAUUGUUUAUAUCUUGUCUUGCAAUAUGUGAAGUGAGUAAAAUCAUUAUCAAUAAACUUGAAAGAAC